AUGGGAAAAGAGACUGAGACGCGUUCUUCCGUAUUGAUUCCGCGCGUGAUCCUGUUGACCAUCAUUGGGUCGGGCAUCUUCUGUCCGUCCUGGUGGGUGCGGUUCAUGUCCAAUUUCUACCACUUCCUCUACCAUUGGCCCUUUUUCAAUCUAUCCAUCUUCGAAACAAUCGAGACGCUGCUAUGCUAUAUCACCAUUGAGCCCAUCUAUACCGCGCGAUUCGCGCGCAACUCGGGACGUCGGAUCGACAUUCGUGGUAAACACAUUCGUGGUAAACAUACUACGAAGCUAAGCAACAAUCAUCGCCCUCCGCUGCCGAAAAUGAAGCGACCCAAGCACCGAGUGCGCGAGCUCAUGAUCUACGCAGCUCCCUUACUACUGCUCGACUUGACUCUCGUGAAGAAGUACGCCGGAGUGAAUGUCGACACCAUCCGGCACAGUGCCGGAUACAUGCCCUACCAGCUGCCCACAGGACGCAUUAGUCCCAGCUUUCUUGCGCCAACCUUACAUAACUUCUCCUGGCGGUCGCCGUUGCAACUCGUGCGAGCGCUUCCCCGCGAGCCGCCAACAAGCCGCCGAGUCCUGCUCGAACUGGCGGUGUCCCUCUUCCUCUACGAUACCCUAUUCUUUUUCAUCCACAUUGCCUUUCAUCGGAUCCCUUCGCUCCACCGCAUCCACGGCCCUCACCACGGCCACCACGAGAUCCAUCCGCAGGUGACGAAUCGUUUGUCGGUCGCCGAGCGAGUUGCGUUGAUCUUAUUGGCGAAUUUCUCCUUGAAUAUCAUCGGAAGUCACGUCUUGACUCGCACUUUGUUCGUGCCGCUGUUUAUCUAUCUACUAAUCGAAGUCCACUCAGGCGUGGAACUCGACUGGCAGUACGAUAAAAUCCUUCCCCGAGGCUGGGGUGCCGGGACCGUCAAGCAUGCUGCGCACCACCGUGAGGGCCGGCGAUAUUUCCAGCCAUUCUUUUGCUGGUGGGAUAACUGGUUAGAGGCGUUUGAGGGGCUCAGGGCCGGUUAG
This is a messenger RNA of Aspergillus tanneri, 1020 nucleotides long. Its product is annotated as sterol desaturase family protein. The transcript has a single exon. Gene Ontology annotation, biological process: lipid biosynthetic process. Gene Ontology annotation, molecular function: iron ion binding; oxidoreductase activity. The record is from RefSeq and is a predicted model, not a curated record. Bases 1 to 1020 code for a protein of 339 amino acids. NCBI's taxonomy places the organism in Eukaryota, Fungi, Ascomycota, Eurotiomycetes, Eurotiales, Aspergillaceae.